Molecule: messenger RNA, 1833 nt
Organism: Dissoconium aciculare CBS 342.82
Lineage: Eukaryota; Fungi; Ascomycota; Dothideomycetes; Mycosphaerellales; Dissoconiaceae
Product: phosphoglycerate mutase-like protein
Exons: 1
Coding region: 296-1705 (469 amino acids)
Cellular component (GO): fungal-type cell wall
Molecular function (GO): acid phosphatase activity
Source: RefSeq, a predicted model, not a curated record
ACGUCAAGAUCUGCACGCAUCACUUCGCCGGACUAGGCACGCGACAGUCUAACAAUCAUUGGGAACUGCUGUCAGGUACAUGUACUAGUGUUUUGUCAUUGUGACGAGUUUCUCCUCCUCGUUGUUGUCUCGUCAACCAGUACUUUGAGCCGGUUGCCUUCAAUUUGUACAAUAGAAUCGUCCUCCCUUUCCCUUUUGACAAUAGCCAGAACAUCGUGUCUACUUUUUUCGUAUCUUUUCUUGUGGUAAUCAAUUCACGUCACGAACAUCGUGGUGUGCCAGAUAUUCCGCCAGUAUGAAGUGCUUAUCGUUGCUUGGCAGCCUUGGUUUGGCACAAGCAUUGUACCAACAACCUCUCUACUCGACCUACACCUUCAACCCGCUCGAGCAUCUCGCCGGUAUCGCGCCAUACUUCGAGCCUGCGGAUCCAGCUCGCGAUCCUUCACCUCCGCAAGGAUGCCAAGUUACCCGUGCUGCUUACCUAGUUCGACACGCGGCCAUCAAUGCCAAUGAUUUCGACUACGAGUCGUACUUGGAACCCUUCUCGAGCAAGCUCAAGAAUACCACUGUCGAUUGGAGUAAGAUCCCACAGUUGUCUUUCUUGAGCAAGUGGAGCGCGCCCAAGUUCCAGGAAGAGGAACAAUUGACACGUACUGGCAAGCUGGAGGCUGCGCAGUUGGGUGUUCAACUCUCAUAUCGCUACCAUGACCUUCGCCUGCCCAAGAAAGUCUGGGCCAGCAGUGCCGAGCGGACGGUCGUCAGUGCUGAAAGUUUCAUUCGUGGCAUCGAAAUGGAAGAAGAUGAAAUCAGCCUGGUGACUAUCGAUGAAGGAAAGGAAACGGGUGCCAACAGCUUGACUCCUUACAAGUCAUGCCCGAAUUACUCUGGCGCAGCUGGAUCGAAGAAAAGCAGUCAGUAUGUCAAGAAAUACACUACGCCCAUCUUGACACGCCUACGAUCCAUGGCGCCCGCGUUCAACUGGACGUCUGAAGAUGUGGUCGGCAUGUUCGAAUGGUGUGGCUACGAGACUGUGGUCCGAGGACAAUCGCCAUUCUGCUCGCUGGACCUGUUCCGCUCUGACGAGUGGCUGCAAUUUGAGUACGGCCAGGAUAUCAUGUACCACUACAAUACUGGCUACGGCAGCCCUUACUCCGGUGCCAUCGGCUUCCCAUGGGUCAACGCGACGCUGAACCUCCUCGACACCCCUGCGAGCAAUGAUACUCAAGAUCUCUACGUUUCAUUCACUCACCGCGAGCUCCCACCAACUGUACUCGUGGCCCUUGGCCUCUUCAACAACUCCGAGCUGACCGGCAGCAAUAACAUCAACGCCACCAUGCCGACAGACCGAAUCAACUACCACCGACAGUGGAUCAGCUCAUAUAUCCUCCCGUUCUUGACCAAUGUCGCCAUCGAGAAGAUGAACUGCUCCGCGGCUGACGGCUUCCAGAACGCUACCGACCCAACCUUCUACCGAGUGCUGGUCAACCGAAGUCCGCAGACUUUGCCCGACUGUUUCGAUGGACCGCUCGAGAGUUGCUCGGCGGCCGGAAUGAAGAAGUUCCUGGGCGAGAGAGGCCAGUCGAUCGGAGAUUUCAGUACGGCUUGUGAUGUCGGGUACAAGAACACGACCAAUGUUCUUUCGAUUUUCUCGCAGGAUCUACAGGGCGAGACGGUCGGGAAGCGGAGGUCGCUCGCUCGACGAUGAUGUGGAGAUGGAAAUGAUACUCUGUAUUCCUAGGCAUUAUUUCCGAAGAUUUCCGAUUCGGAAUGAUAAUACCCAUGAUUUUGUCAAUGCCACCGUGUGAUAAUGUGCAUCAGAUAUUGAAUGACGGC